Camponotus floridanus (Florida carpenter ant) is the source of this 2347-nucleotide messenger RNA. It is a transcript of the gene me31B, whose product is annotated as putative ATP-dependent RNA helicase me31b. The transcript is spliced from 8 exons. The coding region runs from base 442 to 1776 and encodes 444 amino acids. The record is from RefSeq and is a predicted model, not a curated record. Gene Ontology annotation, biological process: cytoplasmic stress granule assembly; P-body assembly. NCBI's taxonomy places the organism in Eukaryota, Metazoa, Arthropoda, Insecta, Hymenoptera, Formicidae. Gene Ontology annotation, cellular component: cytoplasmic stress granule; P-body. Gene Ontology annotation, molecular function: RNA helicase activity; mRNA binding; ATP binding.
CGGCCCUUCAUGGUACGGACCGUGUAUACCGAACAAGCAAUAAUCGUCGCUGGCAUUCGACGCAGUGCAUUAGUCAGCGUUAGUUCGGAAUUUCGAGUUGCAAACGGAAGCGCAAAUCACGAGACGUACAAGACGAAAAGACUUUGAGAGUCGGGCCCACGCGCGUCACACACGCGAGAACUCUUUUUUUUCCCCCCGUAGCGCGAACGGCGAGCUUGACAGAGCGGUAGAAGAGGAAAAAGCGCAGCAUCGCAUCGCGAACGGCUACGGUGCCCCGACGCAGUCACUGGCGCUGCGAGAAGUCGAGACGAAAUCCAUUGACAUUGGGGGAAGAACGGCCAUUUUGGCGUGUUGUCUCCCACCGAUCCGAGUGCUCGAGGCGCACACACACGGUAUCGACGUCCAUCCGUUUUCGAGAAAAAAUACUGCAAUAUUUCCAGAAUGAUGAUCGAAACGCAUAUAAACUCUAAUCACAUGUUGAAUUCUGGUUUAUCUAACAAAUCGGAAAUAGAUAAAAUGGAUGAUGUAGGUUGGAAAGCCAAAUUAAAAAUUCCACCAAAGGAUAAGAGAAUUAAAACAAGUGAUGUUACUGACACACGUGGUAACGAAUUUGAAGAAUUUUGCCUAAAACGCGAGUUAUUAAUGGGGAUUUUUGAGAAGGGAUGGGAGAAACCAUCACCAAUCCAAGAAGCUAGUAUUCCCAUUGCACUUUCUGGUAAAGACAUCUUGGCACGAGCAAAAAAUGGAACUGGCAAAACUGGAGCAUAUUCAAUUCCAGUGUUGGAACAAGUUGAUCCAAGGAGAGAAGUAAUUCAAGCAUUGGUGAUUGUACCUACAAGAGAAUUAGCAUUACAAACAUCACAAAUUUGUAUCGAGCUUGCAAAACACAUGGAUAUAAAGGUUAUGGUCACCACUGGAGGAACUAACUUACGCGACGACAUUAUGAGGAUUUAUCAAAAAGUACAAGUAAUAAUUGCAACGCCAGGAAGGAUUCUUGAUCUAAUGGAUAAGAAUGUGGCAAAUAUGGAGCAUUGUAAAAUUUUAGUUUUAGAUGAAGCAGACAAACUGCUGUCACAAGACUUCAAAGGAAUGUUGGAUCAUGUCAUAUCAAGAUUGCCACAUGAACGUCAGAUUUUGUUGUAUUCAGCUACAUUUCCUCUGACUGUGAAACAAUUUAUGGAGAAACACUUGAGAGAUCCAUAUGAGAUUAAUUUAAUGGAAGAGUUGACUUUAAAAGGCGUAACACAAUAUUACGCUUUUGUACAGGAACGACAAAAAGUUCACUGCCUUAACACGUUAUUCUCGAAAUUGCAAAUAACGCAAAGCAUAAUCUUCUGCAAUUCGACGCAACGCGUAGAAUUAUUGGCUAAAAAAAUAACAGAUCUUGGAUAUUGCUGUUAUUAUAUACACGCGAAAAUGGCGCAGGCGCACCGCAAUCGUGUGUUUCAUGAUUUCCGUGCAGGAUUAUGCCGAAAUCUCGUGAGCAGUGAUCUAUUUACCCGCGGUAUUGAUGUUCAAGCUGUGAAUGUCGUAAUUAAUUUCGACUUUCCGAAAAUGGCAGAGACAUAUCUGCAUAGAAUCGGCCGAUCUGGAAGAUUUGGCCACUUAGGUAUAGCAAUUAACCUAAUCACGUACGAGGAUCGCUUCAAUUUACACCGUAUCGAACAAGAGCUUGGAACAGAAAUUAAACCUAUCCCAAAGGUGAUAGAUCCUAGUUUGUAUGUAGCGAGACCAGAAGACAAUAAUAGUAUGGAAGAAGGUAACGUGUCCAAGUAGUUUCGAUACUCUGUUGCAAAUGAAGCUUUACAAAAAGCGCUCAAAAAGUUUUAAGUGAGAAGAAUGUGUGAUCGUGAUUCAUUUAUGUAAAGCAUACAUAGUUAUGCUUCAAACUCAAUGGAAAGAGUGAACUUAGUUUGAAAGUGAAAUUUGUCACAGUGAAGGGGUGAAAGACAAAACAGUGUAUUAAAGACAAAACAGUGCUGCAAACGAUUUAAAUAAAGAAGUGCUCUGUACAAACAGAAAUUGAAAACUUCAAUUAUCAUUGUAUUAAACAAGAAAAGGAUGAAAGUUUACUUGUAAAUAAAACAUACUAAGCAUGCGUAAUAAGUGAGCUGAGUGAUUGAAGCGACGUGCGAAUGUUGGUGUGAGUCAUUUCUUUGUAUAUAAAUACAUUUAAAUGUACAUAAGCUAAAACAAAUCAGAGUCAAGCCAUUAUCAAGAUGCACAAUAUGUAAACAAAUAUGUGAAUAACAUAAUAAUCAAUCAUUGCAUUUUAUCAUAAUUGUAAAUACUACAUGCGAAUACACACAACAUCGUUUUAAUAGAAGAUUUUUAUACAACAGCUUCA